Heterocephalus glaber (naked mole-rat) is the source of this 851-nucleotide messenger RNA. RefSeq names its product prostate stem cell antigen (gene Psca). Lineage: Eukaryota; Metazoa; Chordata; Mammalia; Rodentia; Bathyergidae. Gene Ontology annotation, cellular component: plasma membrane. The record is from RefSeq and is a predicted model, not a curated record.
UGCCAGCUGGAGCUAUAUAAAGUCCUUCUGAGGCCUGCUCCCCUGCCGACUUGUGACCAUGAAGGCUGUCCUCCUUGCCCUGCUGGGCAUCAGCUUGGCCCUGCAGCCAGGUGCUGCCCUGCAGUGCUAUUCCUGUACAGCCCAGAUUAGCAACAAGGACUGCCAGAAUGUGAAGAACUGCAGCCAAACCGAGACCUACUGCUGGACGUCGCGCGUCCGUGCCAUUGGGAUCCUGAAGCUCAUCAGCAAGGGCUGCACCUCGGACUGUGUGGAUGAUUCAGACAACUACUACUUGGGCAAGAAAAACAUCACCUGCUGCUCCACUAACCUGUGCAACGUCAGCGGGGCCUAUGCCCUGCAGCCAGCCAGCACCCUGGGGCUGCUCCCAGUGCUCACUGGCCUGCUACUGUGGGGCUCUGGGCAGCUUUAGGCUCCAGGGACAGUGGUGGCCUAGCCCUGGGCUUCCUCACACACCUGGCCCCAGUCCUGCAUGCACCCCGACACAGGCCUGCCCUGACCAGUCCCUGCUGUGGCUCCCUCCAGGACUCUGGCCCAGCGCCCACCCACUCUAGUGACAGGGACAGUCUGAAGCUGCCCAGUAGCCCACUGGGCCCUUCCUUCACCUCUGAUCAGGCACCUCCUUCUCCAGGAUGCUUUUCCCUCAAUCCCCUCCAGGAGCUGAGUCAGGUCAGUGAGGGGCAGCACCUGGAGGCCUAGAAACGGCUAAGAGGAGAGGGGUUGGGUGCCAGUGGGGACUAGAUGUGAGGCCCUGGAAGUCCCCCAUGUUCAAGGGACCUGGGACACAGCAGCUUCAACACACAGUGGGCCCUUAAUAAACACCUCUUGGGUAA